Molecule: messenger RNA, 4979 nt
Organism: Coccomyxa subellipsoidea C-169
Lineage: Eukaryota; Viridiplantae; Chlorophyta; Trebouxiophyceae; Coccomyxaceae
Exons: 22
Coding region: 1-4449 (1482 amino acids)
Biological process (GO): chromatin remodeling
Molecular function (GO): protein binding
Source: RefSeq, a predicted model, not a curated record
AUGACCGAAGUACUAGCACAGUCUUUGGAGACCGCACAAGAGUACGGCAAAUUGGUGUUCCUGGACAAGGAUGGUGAGCGAGCACAGGAGUACCCCAUCAACAAGAACCUGGUGGUCCUUGGAAGAGACAAGGCAUGUGACAUUGUCAUCACUCGGAGGGAGGUGUCAAGACAUCAUGCACAGCUGGCAGUGGAUGACGCGGGCGCUGUCUGGCUCUCAAGUCUGGGCCGGGAGCCUGUCAGCGUGAAUGGAAAGCCUGCCACAGAAGCUGUGGAGCUAUUCACAGGCGACCAGAUUGAGAUUUUCCUGGAGGGCAGGGUCAAAGUGCUCUGCUUUGAGGCCGAGGAUGCCACCAUCAAGAUCAACAAGGCGGGCCCCACACCACGCAAGCCGCUGGGGGACGCCAAUCAGAACACAGGUGUGCUUGCGCCGGUCCCGGCCGCCGCUGCAGUGAAGCCGUCGCCGGCCAGCGCCAGCCGGGGCCGCCGCACGCCUGCCAAGCGCGCCGCCGGGCCGGCCCCGCCGCCGCCGGCUCCGCCGAUGCCUCCAAAGGGCUCCCUCCUGCCAGGUUGCAAGGCAGCGAAUGCAGGGAGCAGGAUCCCCAAGCCGCCGCCUCUUCCCAAGCCUGCAGACCUCAGAAAUGGGCUCAAGAUGGCUGCAGCAGCAGAGGAUAUCGGCCGCCAGACACAGCAGGCAGUGAGCAAGGCGGAGGCGCCUCAGCCUCAGAAACCGACAGCGCCAGGCACCUUCCUCCCAAGCGCCAAUGAGCUGCUGGCCCUUCGCGCAGGCCUGCGCAAGACCGGAGCUGCGGCAGGUCCAGAGGCAGCUGCCGGCGAGCAAGCAGCUGCCCCUGCUGCGCCACCGGCCGGCGGAAGAGACGGCACCGCCAAGAAGCGCAAGAGCGUGCGAUUCAACAUCCCCGCCAAGGAGCCGACCUCGCCAGAGGGGGUGCCCACCGACGCGACAGUGGCGCUGGACUUCGGAUCGCCGUCAAGCCCCGACGUGAUCAUCAAUGUGAACGCGGACUCUACGGCCGCCUUCUCUGCGUGGGCCAUGGGAUCGAGCGCGCUGUCCGGCGGCGGCCGCCGCUCCCUGGGAGACACCCUCACCGGCGGCCUGCCCAGCAUCCUGGAAGAGGCCCCCGAGGACUGCGCCGCCUCGCCGCCCCCUGCCACGCAGGCGCGCACCCCUGUGACGCCCAGCCGAGAGAUCACGCCGAUGCUGCGCCGCCGCUCCGGCCGCACCUCAUCGAUCACAUGCUCCAGCCCGGAAUCGGUGGGCCGCAAGAGACGUUCCUGCAGCGGCUCGCGCAACGGCACGCCGGCGUCCAAGGGCUGCCCCAUGACGGCCGACCCUGAAGUCGCCGCGGCAGCCGCCGAGGAAGCUGCGCUUGAUGCGUCCCUGGCCGCCGCAGAAGCCGUCGCUGCCGGCAACGGCCAAUCUCAGGAGGACAGCACGGUGGCCACGCUGGCGGCGGCUGCAGCGCAGCUGGAGGGAGUGUCCGAGGAGGCAGUGGCGAAAGAUGUGACAGAGCAGCAGGAGCUGCUGCCAGAGGGGGAGGCCCCAGAGGGAACACCUCAGACCGCCGCACCGGCAAAACUGCAGCGGCUGGACUCCCCGGCAACGCCGUGGGUGCCGCAGAUCGGCCUGGAGGCGGCCGCCGUCGCCGCGGCGCUGGCCGCCUCGCGCAGCGCGACCCCGGCCAGCGUGCCCGGCUCCCCCGCCGCCGCGCGCGCCACCCCCGGCCGCAGGGGCAGAAGCAGUGCCUCGGGCAGGAAAUCGCGCAUGUCACUGGUGGCGACGGCAGUGCAGCCGGACGGCACUCCAACAGGGCCUCUGCCGGAGGACACAUCAGCCGCGAUCGACGUGACAGAGGUGCUGACUCAGCAGCUGUCCGCCGCCAAGACUGGCACCAAGGCCCCCAUCAACACCCCUGUCGACGCUACAGGCAUGCCAUCCUUUGCCACACUGGACAUGGAGGGCGUUGCGCUGCGUCUGGCCGGCAUCGAGGCGACCCGCAAGGCGCCGGUGUGCGCACUUGACAGCCCUGCUCCCCAGGCAGCGCCCGAUACAGCCACACCCGCCCACCCAACCCCCCUGCCGGUGGCAGAAGCUGCCGGGGCAGUUGCGGCGGCGGCGGCGGCUGACGUGGUCAUGCAGCACCGCGGCUUGCAGGCGGAUGCUGCCGACAUGGCCGCCAUGAAGGAGGAGCUGGAGGCAGCUAUCAUUCGUGCACACGCCCAACAAGUCAGGGCUCAGGCGCUGGAGGCACAGCUGGCAGAGGCGACAGCGCUGGCGGCCAGGCUGCACCAGACCAACGAGGAAUUGUCGGCGCGCCUGCAGUUGCUGGAGCAGCAGCAGGCAGCACUUGUUAUUGCACCCCAGGAGACUGCCGCCCAGGCCAUGGAGAUCGAUGUUCCUGAGCAAGCUGCCCCAAAUGCUGACGAAGACGAUACUACCAUGGUGAAGGAGGCGGAGCCCACGGAGGUUCCAGCUAUCUUGAGCCCUCAGGCCGCCACACCGGUGGCAGUGGCAGCACCUGCAGAGCUGCAGCCCUCCGCAGCCAAGACCGCCACGAAGACCGUCAACACACCCUCCGCAGCAGCCGGCACGCCUCUCACCGGCAGCGCAGUUGCCGUCACCGCCAACCUUGGCAGCCAAUCGGUGGACGAUAAGACGCCAGCUGGCACCGCUACAUUACCUGCUGACGUCAUCGUCGGCCGGACACCGACGGGCGCACCCUCCGCAGCCGCCACCAGUGCCUACGGCAGCGCGCCAAGUGUCCGGGCCGGCCGGCCGAGCAUCGCCGGCUCCUUGGCACAGCUGGAGUUUGAGGGGCUGAGCCAGGCGCUGAGCCAGGGGUCGCUGGAGUGGGUGGAUGGCCUCAUCCUGCCGCCAGGCAGCUCCCAGGAGGCAGCACCCGCCCCUGCCGCGGAAACGCCCGCUGAAGGUCAAGACAAAGCAGCACCGGUGGCACCAGCCCCGGACAUGCCGCACGGCCCACUUCUGCCGCAGCGCGCAGCCGUCGACCAGGCACCUGUGCAGGAAGUCCAGCCAGCUGCUGCGGAGCCAGAAGCGCCGAGCGCUGACGUCGAGACAGCGGAACCCGAGGAGGAAGCGAAUGGAGAUGUGGCAGAAGAGGCCACGGAGGCACUUGCGGAGGCCGCGCAGCAGGAGCCAGACGCACAGGAGGCGCCCGAAGAGUCAAUUCCCGAGCCAGCUUCCAAAAAUGCAGAUGCCGCCGAGCCUGCAGCUGACGAAGAUCUCUCACCGGUGUCCGGCGGCCGCGGGGCCGCCGCGGCCGAGAAAGCUCCCGCGGCGUCUGCCGAGAAGGUGCAGGACGCGGCUGCCGAGGCGGCGGAGGGAGAUGAAGAGGCACAAGCAGAUGAAGAAGACGACGAUGAUAUCUGCCACGUGUGCGGUGAGGCGGAUGAGGGCGAUGUGCUGCUGCUGUGUGACGGCUGCGACAACGCCUGCCACCUCGGCUGCGCGCGGCCCGUGCUGCGCCGCAUCCCCAAGAACGACUGGUUCUGCUCGGAGUGCAAAGCGGCUCGCGGCGCAUCCAAAACAGCCAAGCGCAAGGCCCAGCAAGCUGAGGAGGAGGACGCCGUUGCCGAGGCCGCGAAGCCAUCCAAGACCCCCCGCAGGCACGCCCUGCCUCCCUUGUCUGAGACCAAGGAGGAGCCGGCGGCUGAGGAGGCCAUGGACGGCGGCAAGGAUGACAGAUCUGCCGCGCCUGAAGAGGCACAGUCGCAGUCUGGCAGGAGCACGCGGCGCUCCUCUGUUGCCGUGCAGCCCGCUCUAGAGCCGGCGGCGUCCCGGCCGGCGCGCGGCCGCAGGGCGUCCCUCGCUGGUGCCGCAGAAGACAACACAGCCAAUGAGGUACAGGCCAGCGCUGCGGUGGCAGAUGUCAAAGCGCCAGGCUCGGCAGUGACUCAGGCGCGCACGACACGGCGGCGCGCAUCGCUGGCGCAGACACCGGCCGCCGCGCAGCCGGCCGAGGCGGCCGCCGCGCCCCGGACGGCCGCCUCCACCCGCGGCGCGCGCCGCAACUCGGUGUCACCCGCGAUCGACGCCGCUCCGCAGCAGGAGUUGGCGGCCGCGGUGCCGCGCAUGGGCCCGGCCAAACGGAUGACACUGGCGUCGGUGGAGGCGUCGUUGGGCCCUGCUCUGGGCUCGCUGGGCGUCAUUGAGGAGGCCGACGAGGAGAUGGGCUCCGACGCGGACGAGGGCGAAUCCGCGCCCGCUCCCCUGCCCAAAGCCAAGCCCGCCCCUGCCCGGGCCGCCAGGAGCAGGAAGGCGCUGCAGGACAAGACCAACCAGGAGGCGCCCCAACCUGCCACCCGCCGCACCAGGGCUGCCGCCGCAGGGCCUGCCAAGAAAGCGAGGACUGCGUCGCCCGCCGCCAGUCCCCCCAAGACCAGACGCUCCACCCGAGCUCGAAGCUGAGAUGGACCAAGAUGCAUGACAAGUCGAGACUGCUGAUGAGGAAUUACACACCAGUCUUUGCUUUGAGGGAGAGCUGCUGACGCACCCAAGACAGCCAAGCACUCCAUGUUUGAGAAGACGGACCCCAAGAUGACCUGACUCUGGCUGUGCAGCAAUUGUUGCGUGCUGCUGAAUAACGAAGCGGCCGAAAGCAUGCUGAACAUUGAACCAUUGAGGGGUUAUAAAGUUCACGUCAAGACUGCAAGACACGUGCAAAGCUAUGCCUUAACCAAGCAUGGCAUUGAGACAUUUGAGAACAGUCAUCCAAGACUGCAGGGUAAAUAGGGUUCUGAAAAGCCUGGCUACAGUGUCAGCCUGGAGCCUGAUAGAAAGUGUACACAUGUGCAUGGCUUUCAAAAGUCAGAAUUAUAUCUGUUCAGAGCUGUCACUUCGAUCUAAGUCGGUCCGGACAUUUGAACAACUGCGUGCAGACUUAGGUGAAACGUGUAAGUCAAGCGUUUACAGCACGAAUGUGACACAUACUGCAAGGC